Penicillium diatomitis is the source of this 3636-nucleotide messenger RNA. RefSeq names its product putative vesicle-mediated transport protein (Imh1). Bases 1 to 3636 code for a protein of 1211 amino acids. NCBI's taxonomy places the organism in Eukaryota, Fungi, Ascomycota, Eurotiomycetes, Eurotiales, Aspergillaceae. The record is from RefSeq and is a predicted model, not a curated record. Gene Ontology annotation, cellular component: Golgi apparatus. The transcript has 5 exons.
AUGCUGUUGUCUCCGCUCUCCUCCCACCUCCUGUUCUCAAGUAUCUACGUCGCGCUCUUUGUACUUGCUUGCUACAAUUUGGUGGUAUCGGUCGUCGAAAGACCUGCCGCGGUGAUGUUUCAGGUACCUCCCCAGCUCAACACGCCAGCCAGCUCUUCGUCCACAACGGCAGUCCGCCUCCGCGACGCCAUCGACUCUCGAAUCGCAGAGGAACAGGCGCGUCAAAAGACAGCGCAGGACAACCUCUCGCGCUCUGGUUCCACUCGCCGUCCUCUCAAUAACAAUUCGUCCCCGGGUCGACCUUCCCGACCCCGCCGCAACACAGCAACCCCUGUCCGGGGGCCAGAUCCCCAGGAAUUUGAGGGAGAGUUUGCGAUCGGGGAAGAUGAGGAUUCAAGCCGCGCAGCGACACCUCGGUUAGAGACGCCCGAAGAUCCCUCGGAAGAAGCUACGAAGCCGACAGAGACAGAACCCGGUGAGGAUGAUGCAGAGAAGGGCAAAGCAAAGCUGCUUGUUGCUGAGAGCUCUGGCAAAGAUCUGGCACCCGCGGGAGAGAAGACUCCGUCUGCUCAAGACAAACUUGAGCUUCCUGUGGAGGUCAAGGCGAAGCUUCGCAGAUUAGACAAGCUCGAGGGUCGAUACAAUGAGCUACUCAAGGCUUAUCGCUCUGCACACGCACGAGUCCUUUCCAUCGAGCCGUUCGAGGCUGCACUACGAGAGAAUACCCCGUUGACCUCUAUCGCCGAGCCCAAAGCCCUCACUGAGUACCUCAAUCAAAUGUCUCUGAAAAGCGACAUGGUCAUUGAUGAACUUAAGCGAGUGACGACCGACCGCGACGACUAUAAGAACAAGUUGGAGGAAGCUCAAAAGGAAACAAAAGCAGCCCACGAUGAGUUGACUGGGCUGAAGAGCCAAAAAGAAACCUCAAGCCAGGAAACCGAUCAGAAGGCCGCGAACAAGGAGGGGGAGGCGAACGAAGAAUUCUUCUCUUUCGAUAAUGAAGUCCCUCGACUGGAAGGAGAAUUGAAGGAGAAGCAAGAAGAGGUUGACACCCUGAAGACUGAAGUGGAUAAGCUCAAAAAAGACCUCUUCGUUGCGCGAGAGUCUACCGAAGGAAUGGUUCAGAGCUUGGAGACUUCAACGCGGGAGCUUGUCGAAUUGCGCGAAGGCAAAGACAAGCUAGACGCAGAAAUUGAUUCGUUGAAAUCCGCCAAAGAGAAGGAGGUCGGCGAGCUCAAGGCCAAGCUCGCUGAUACCGAGUCGUCCCUGCAGGAGGCUACAAAAGAGGUUGAUCAAUUGAGGACCGACUUGCAGGGAAAGACCGAGGUAAUUGAACGACUGCAGACCGAAGCUCUCGAGGCCGAGAAGCCGGAGCUUGACCCAACCCUUCUGGCCCAAUUGGAAGAGGCUAAGAAAGCUAAGGAUGCCACUGACAAGAGACUCGAUGUGGUGCAGAGCCUCGUUGACACCUUCAAAUCACAGCUCAAGGAAGCCGAAUCGCAAGUAUUGGCCUUGAAGAAGGAGAUAGACCAAAAGACCGAAGAUUCUUCCAAGCUUCAACAGGUCGUCGAUUUUGUGGAUGGUGGUCUGAAAGGUAUCCCUGCCUGGGAGCAAGCGAAAAGCAACGUCGUGGCUGGCAAGGAGGCCAGCUUCGAAGAAAUUCGUAACAGCCUUGCUCCACCCCAAAAUCCUCUAAACCCCACCUCUACCCCUGCAACCGUCGAAAUGGAAGCUGCAGCUCCUGUUGUAGGAGGCUCGGGUGCCGGCGGCAAGAAGAAGAACAAGAAGAAGAAGAAGGGCGGUAAGGCCGCCGAGGAGGAGCCCAAGACAAAAGAGGCAUCCGUAGUCGAAGUGGCAACUCCAGCGGCUGACCCUGGGGUGGUUGAUGAGCUGACGAAACAAAUCGAGACCCUCACUCAGCAGCUAUCCGAGAAAGAAAGUGCGAUCGAUCGCUUGAGUGUCAAAUUGAAGGGUGAGGAGGAUCUCAAAGAGGAGAUUGAGUCGCUCCGAGAUGAUCUUAUCAAUGUCGGGCAAGAGCAUGUCGAGUCUAAGGACAAGAUUAAGGAGCUCACAACAGAGAAAUCUGCACUGCAAGAAACAAUUACAAAGCUCGAAAAGGAGUUAGCAGAGGUUCGGACCAGUAACGCUUCGAAUUCUGCCGAUUCGCAGAAGUUGCAUGAUGACCUCAAAGGGGAAUUUGAACGCCUGAGAACCCGUUCAGCUUCGCUGGAAACUGACCUCUCGGCAGCCCAGCAACUGGCUGCGACGCGAUUCAAGGACCUUACUGAUCUGCGUGAGAAAUUGGAGAAGGUUCAACCCGAGCUGCGCAGCUUGCGAGCGGAAUCAUCUGAGCUCAAGAACAUGAAAGAUAUUCUCGCCAGCAAGAAUGGCGAGUUGAGAAAUCUCGAGGCCAGUUGCGACGAACUGCGGGCCGAGCUCAAGGUCAUCAAGACGACGGUGUCUGAGCGAGACUCCGAAGUCGGCACUCUUAAUAAGAAGAUUCGGCAAGAGACUGACAGCCGUCUGAAGGCCGAGGAGGCGCUGACAGUCGCUCAGUCUGAUUUACGGUCAUUUGAAGCGCGGAAGCAAGAGGCCAUUACCUCGCGAGAGAAUGCUCUCGGUGAACUUAGUAAGGCACAGGAAGGCUUGAAGAGUACACGAGUGAAGGUUCGCGAGAUGGAAGAGCAAAUCUCGCGGUUGACUAAAGAAGUCGGAGGACUCAAAGAAGAGAUUCAACUCAAGACUGCUCAGCAUGCAAGUGCGCAGAGUCUCAUAGGUAGCAUGCGCGAUCAAACCACCGAAGUGGCCACGCAGAUGAAGGAAGUCAAAGAACGAUGCGAAAGCUUGGAGGAAGAACUUGCGGACGCCCACCGCCUCCUCAACGAGCGGACCCGGGAGGGUGAGACCAUGCGCCGAUUGAUCAAUGAUAUUGAGACUCGAUCUGAAGCGAAGGUUCGUGAUUUUAAGGAACGCAUGGAGGCCGCUAUUGAGGAACGCGAUCGUGCCGAAGAUGAAGCCAGUACCCAGGCUCGCCGCCGUGCUCGCGAGAUGGAAGAUUUGAAGGCCAAGGUCCGUGAAGCCGAACGCGCAUUGCGGACGGCCGAAGAAGAUCGAGAAAAUCUUGAGCAGUCCCAGAAGGACUGGCGCCGCCGACGGGAUGAGCUUGAAUCUCAGUCGGAGCGAUCCACUCAGGAGCUUGAGGAGGUGCGUCAAGCGAUGGCCUCUCUUCGUGAACAGCUUGACGAGAGCGAAAGGCAAGUGCGCGAUCUGGAGAAGGAAAAGAUCGAGCUUCGUCGCUCUGUAGAAGAGACAAGCAAUCGCCUGGAGAAAUUGCGUCGAUCGCACAAGACCCUGGGCGAAGACAUUCGCCUGCGUGGCAUGGAGUCGGCGGCGUUCUCUCCCCCUCCAGCACCAGACCGCAGUGCCUCGAGCCGGAGAAGCGAGACUCCGUCCAGUGCUGGUCCUGGGGUUGGGGCUGGCUCCAUUGACUAUAUGUACUUGAAGAAUGUUCUUUUGCAGUUCAUGGAGCAAAAGGACAAGAACUACCAGAAGCAGCUCAUUCCUGUUCUGGGGAUGCUGCUGCAUUUUGACCGAACCGAUGAACAAAAAUGGAUGUCAGCCAUCAUGUCCCGCUAA